AUGUUUCAAGGGUUGGCUGUAGAGGUGGCGGAGUACCUUCGUGCUAAGGCGAAGGAUACGGACACUGCCCUGGCGCGUCGUCAAGAACUCUUGGAGUUCUACGACGAUAUGCCGAAGAAGAACCCCCCUCAUCAUCGCUGGCACUGCAGUGCCGCAACCUUCGCGAUGACCCGCGCGCUGUACCACAGGGCCAAAAAGGCCAUCGUACGGCGCCGCCUGCGGGAGCGUGCUGCCAAAAAGCGUGAGCGUGAGGCGUCACUGGGAGCCCGAGCCGAUGACCAUGGAGCGCAGCCCUCGCCCUCUCAGCGCCCACGGUACGGCGAGGGCAAUACAGCCGAUGACGACGUCGCAGAAUUCGACGAUUUCCACCUCACUGACAUCGCUGGCGCUGAUGACGAGUGGGUUGACGAGCUGGGUGGCGACCUCUGGGAGCCGUACACUGCCGCAAUUAACUUUGACGAGAAUGACAUUGCCUAUACCAUCAUCGAGGGUCUGAACGAUGAAGACCACGUCGUGUACCCCGACCCCGAGACCGGACAAUACCAGCUCGUCGACAACGCGCCUCUUCAAGAAGAGCUUGCAGCCCUUGCCGAAUACCAAUACAUUGCUGACACGGUCGAGAACCAUGACGAUGAAUCCGAGGGUGUUGCGGCAGUUGAUGAACAGGAGGAGGAGGAAGUUGUCGCCGAUGCCAUCAUCGUGGCCACGCCCUGGGCAGAAUAUCAUGCGUACGGUCGCGAACCUAGCGACCCGUUCGAAGGCUCUGAGUCUGUUCCGCAGCCACGCAAGCCACACAAGCUGUCGGAUUUCAGCUCUGGCACUCCAUGCAGUGGGCGGGCUCAGCUGAGGAGGGAGAUGUUGUCCUUCUUGUUGCUCGGGUUCUUCGAGGCCGCAUUGAUCUCGAAGAUCAUCAAGGAAAGGAGUGUUGUCAUCAAGACUAACCCAACGAAGGACGAGGUUGACGAUGACGAAUGGGUGCUGAGCCAUAGCCCUAUGGAGUUUGUCCCACCGGCCAAGGUCUCCCGCCGCCGUGAUGAUAUCGGCUUCGACUACGCGUACGGUAGCGCUGUGUCGUUUCCGGACGACCCGAGGGCGCGUCUCGGCCUCCCGCUCAUCCGCCGUGUCUUCCUCCAGGACCAAGGAGCGUUGAUGCCGCCUUGCCUCAAUUUCAGUGACGGCUUUGGCUUAUACCGAACGAUGACCAAGUCUAUCAUGGGCUGCUACCUUCAGAUCGCUGCUAUGCCGAGGCGGGAGCACACGCGCCAGAUCAAUGUGCUGCCAGUCACCCUGGGUCCGCAUGGCGCCAACCUCGAGGAUGUUAUGAAGGCGCUGAUGCCACUCAAAGCCCUCGACCGCGGUACUGUUGUUGAUAUCAACGGGGUACAAACACUCCUCUGCGCACCCAUUAUCGCCUUCACCGGCGAUAUGCCACAACAACAAGACAACUCUGGCUGCCUUGGUGUUGCUGCCAACUUCGGAUGCCGGGGUUGUAAAGUCCCUGCCGACAAGCGUGGGGACCUCGACUUCGACGUCUUGGACCAGACACGCGCCCAUAUGGAGAUGCUUCGGCUUCGCCGUGCGAUGGACGACAUGCAGCAGAAGUACCGCAAGCAGGCCUUUUCGACCCAGCACGGCCUAUCGAUCGAUGCUCCUGCUGUUCAGCAUAUCGCUCCAGCCCUGGACCUCAUCAGCGGCCGACCCAGUGAUACAGCGCAUUCGGAGUUCAACGGCAUCACCAAGAUGACCCAUCAGGUCCUCCUCGACGAUGCGCUGAAACCCGAGUCUGUUGUCGAGUACUCCAAGGUCCUGCGGCGGAUGCCCUUCCCCCCUGGUUGGGGGCGGAUCCAGUCGCCAUACAACGUACUCAAGUACAGCCUCCAGGAGCACACCCGUUGGUCCGUUUUGAUGACCAUCAUCUUGUUGCUUUGGUUCAAGGAGACCGACAUCAAACGGCCCUUUGUGCGGGCUAUGAAGGCGGUCUUCUCACAAACCCAGCUCACCUGCACAGGCCAAGCUGCUGACAUGGUGAUAGCCACGAAGGUCGAAGGCCGCAACGUCGUCGAGAUUCUCACAAUCGCGCUGGCGGCCAUUGUCAAGACCAACUCGAUCCUAUCGUCGGCCGAGCCCGGGAACGGGGCAGGCAGCCCGAGGCAUGUUGCAGGAAUACUUGAGACUAUCCUUGUCAGCCGACGCUUGUUCCAGUUGAUGUGUGAGGCUGCAUCGCGCUCUACUAACACUGCGACUGGUGCGGCGGCAGCUCGUCGCCGCGGUGCCACCGCCGGCAAUACAUCUGUUGUAGGAUCCCGCGCCACCUCUCGCGCCGUCUCGCCUGCAGGCUCCGAAGCACAGGUCGCCAUCGUACCGGUCGAGGUUGUCGAGGAGGACGAGGAAGCUGUUGACGAUGCUAUCAACAUUGGCCAGCUUACCGUCGCCCAGAAGGCGACCAAGUACCGACAGUGGGCGCAGCGCCCCAAUGUGCACGUCGGCCUGCACUACAUCGAUGUGUUCCGCCGGUAUGGGUUGGCGUCGUUGUUGAUGGUUCUUCCUGGAGAGUUGAAACACAAGCUGUGGAAGAACAUUGUGACCACGACGAACCAUCGAAACCCUGAGAAGGACUGCCUGACAUACGAAAAUAUGCUGCAGACUGUGCGCUUGACACUGCUUGACGGUUUCUCACACGACGAGCCGGACAUCACUGCCAAGCUGAAGGGUCUUGCAUCUGCGGCUCCUACACUGUUCUCAGUGUUGCUUCCUCGCGAAAGUCUUGGCCGUACCGAUCUGGAAGACGAAGACGACCCAUCCAUCGGCGCCAGGGUUGUCGAUGACAUGUCCCAUCCCGACGCGCGUGUCCUUGUAUUCGUCAAGACGCGUGUGUACAAGGCAAUGGGAUUCCCUGUCCGGGAGGGCGAGUUAAGUCUGCCCUUUUCCAUUCAGCUACGCGAUGCGUAUCAAGCCGACUAUGGCAAGAACAUUGUGGUGACUUCGAACUGGCCGAUCAGGUGGUGGAAGAAAGUCUCGUUUGGAGAUAGCCUAUGGGCGCGCAACGCCUGGUCUAUCAACGGGGUCAGUUCCGACCAAUCCUACGUCUUUUUAGUCAUCACGCCUCUGACCGAUACCGGCGCUGCUGAGGAACUGACGCGCCUCCCGAUUCUGAAGAUGGCGCAGGCAAUUGAGGAUGAGGACUGCCGCCACGAGGUCGUUGGCCUGCCGAGUCUCCAUCACGACUGCCUCUACAUGGUUCCAUUCACGGCACAGCCCGGCCGGCGCCUCUUGACAGCGGGCGCAGGCACAGAAAUGACAGAGUUGACGGCCGACACAGAGCUUCUCUUCGUCAACUGGCGCAGAGGCGCAGGGACAGUCAGCACAGUUGAGACCAUUGCCGUAAACGGGUUCACAUCUGAACGGCAAGAGCUGCCCCAAGCGGGUCUUCCGCAAGGAUCGCCGCUGUCUCCGAUGUUGUUCCUCUUCUUCAACGCCGACCUAGUGCAGCACAAGAUCGACGCGAACGGAGGCGCAAUUGCCUUCGUGGACGACUACACUGCCUGGGUAACGGGCCCGUCAGCGGAGUCGAACCGCACUGGAAUCCAAGCUAUCAUUGGCAAAGCCCUUGACUGGGAGAAACGGAGCGGUGCGCAGUUUGAAGGCGAAAAGACAGCCAUCAUACACUUCACGAGGAACAUGGAGCGAUUUUCAGAACAACCGUUCUCGGUCAAAGGCGAAGUGGUCAAACCGAAGGAAAGUGCGAAAAUCCUAGGUGUCGUGAUGGAUCGCGAACUCCGCUACAAGCAGCACAUUGCUAGGACGGCAGCUAAGGGCCUCGCAGCCGCUCUGGCCCUGAAGAGGCUGAAGAUGCUUUCCCCGCGGACAGCGAGACAGCUAUUUGUUGCGACAGUAGCCCCGGUCAUGGACUACGCUGCCAAUGUCUGGAUGCAUGGGUGCGGGGAAAAAGCACUGAGCUGGCUGAACAGGGCGCAGAAGAUCGGGGCCCUGGCCAUCACGGGAGCCUUUCGAACCGCAGCAACAGCCGUGGUGGAAGCUGAAGCGAGCAUCCACCCCGUACGAGAACGACACGCCCAGGCGGCAGCCAGUCUGUGGAUCAACAUCCACACGCUACCCGGAACGCAUCCCCUUGCCAUGAAGAAAGUCCGGAACACCGUACGAUUCGUAUCUCCGCUGCAGAAAAUUGCCCGCGUGGCCGAAGGAGUACGAGUCGACCGGAUGGAGACAAUCCAGGAAUACGCCGUCCCGCCCUGGGUACCUCGCCUACGACCGACGCUCGAAGCCGAUCGAGGGAAGGCGGCCGAGAUGGUCAACAAAAUUUCGGGAAUCGUGAUCGCAACCAGCUCAUCCGUAAAGAAGGGCAUUGUUGGCAUGGGCGGCCUUGCACGGGAUACUCUCUUCAACAGAACUAGCGAGACUGUGACAAACUAUGCUGUUGUUCUUGGGACAAGGGAAGAGCAGAACCCAUAUACAGCAGAGCUAGCAGCCAUCGCAAUGGCCCUGGAGAAGUUACCGGCUAGCAUCUGCCACAGGCACAUCACCGUGAUCACUAGGAACCAGUCAGCGCUGGCAGCAGUUGGACAGCCGCGGCAGCAAUCCGGCCAAAGCAUCAUACGGCAAAUCUACGACUUGGCCAGGCUGCACCGACAAAGAGGGAACUCGGUCAACUUUCUGUGGAUACCAGCGGAGAUUGACUUCGCGUUGGGGUCAGAUGCCAAGGCAGCAGCCCAGAGAGCGUCGAAGCAAGGACGCACACCCGACUCCCAAAUGCCCCAGGCCAAGUCUACCGCGAUGAGGCUGGCAAUGGAAAGACAACUGACGACAAGAGUUCUACCUGUAGGCGUGGGCAAGUUCUCAAAGGCCAUGGACGCAGCACUACCAGGCAAGCACACGCGCGAUCUCUAUGACAAGCUGAAGCGAAGGGAGGCCGGCGUAUUGGCGCAGCUCCGAACCGGAAUGGCGAGACUGAACGGCUUUUUGAGCAGGAUUGGGGCGGUCGAGUCAGACCUUUGUGCCUGUGGACAAGCGAGGGAAUCAGUGGAACACUUUCUUUUCCGAUGCGUGAGAUGGACAGCUCUGAGGGAAGACAUGCUGCAAUGCACAGUGGCAAGACGAGGAAGCCUCUCGUUCUAUCUGGGAGGGAAAGCGCCAUCGGAUACAAGGCAUUGGUCACCAGAUAUGAAGGCAGUCCGGGCGACGAUCAAAUACGCAAUGGCAACAGGAAGGCUGGAGCUGAAUGAAGAGGAGAGUCUAAACCAGUCACAGUAG
Molecule: messenger RNA, 5268 nt
Organism: Chaetomium globosum CBS 148.51
Lineage: Eukaryota; Fungi; Ascomycota; Sordariomycetes; Sordariales; Chaetomiaceae
Exons: 9
Coding region: 1-5268 (1755 amino acids)
Molecular function (GO): nucleic acid binding
Source: RefSeq, a predicted model, not a curated record